GAGCGUGACGUCCGGAGUCUUGUUAAAAAAAUAACGGCUUCAAGGCGCAAAUCCGGGGGCUUUUUAAAUUCACCACUCCGGGUGACCACCAUGAUAUCUUUUAAAGCGUUUCUCAACGAGAAACUGGCGGCGGUGGCGGAGGAGAUAUUCGGGGCCGUCGAAAAGACAAUAGACGAGUACAAAGAGGAAAUAUGCCGUAUGAAGGACCUGGAGAUAGGCCGCCUUAGGAUGCAGCUCAAGCUCAUCAAGACAGAUCCAUGCAUUGGAGUAGAGCUGCAGGAGCACAGCCAUCACCACCAGCCUCCUCCUCCACCUCAGCAGCAGGAUGAAGCAGCAGCAGCAGCAGCAGCAGACAUGGAGGCCCCACACAGUGAAGAGGAAGCCAGCAGCAGCAGUUUGGAGCAUUUUAAUGAGCCUGCUCGGGUGAAGACGGAGCCCCAGAGGAACCACAAGGAGUUCUGGCUGGGCCACGGCUCCGAGGAGCAGCUGGAGGAUUUGGAGUCGGACAUUAAAGACUUCAUGUCCACCGCCUCCGGUGUGAAGAACAGUUUGCAGGACCUCCCGGCUCUGCCCUUCUAUUUGUACCACAACAGCAUGGGGGAGGAGGGCAAGGAGAAGCCCUACGGCUGCAGCGUUUGCGAGAAGCGCUUUGCCAACUGCUCCCACCUGGCCGCUCACAUCAGGACGCACACGGGCGAGAGGCCCUACAGGUGUGACAUAUGCAGGAAGAGCUUCGUCACCACCAGCGCCCUCAACAGACACCAGACCAUACACACCGAGGGCAAACACUACGUGUGCAUUUACUGCAGUAAAGCCUUUAAAUGGAUGGAGUCUCUUGGCAGGCAUGUGAGAAUUGCGCACAAGAGACAUAACGCCCCUGAAUGACCUCACAUUUAUUUCAAAUAUGUGGUCAGUUUACAUGUGUACACAUUUUGGGGUUUAAGUAGGGGUAAAAAGAACAAUCCAUCCAUUUUUGAUACUGCUUGGCCCCGUUGGGUUGAUCUGUAAGGUGGGGCCUUCCCCCAGCUGACAUUUGGGGUGAAAGACAGGGUUAGAACGUGCAAACGUCACACACAAAUGUUCCAAUGGCGAUUUAAACUGUGAGGCUGGCGUGCUAACCCCUUGCCUACUGUGUGGCCUAAGCCCAUCCAUCCAUCCAUUUUCUACCGCUUAUUCCCUUUGGGGUCGCGGGGGGCGCUGGAGCCUAUCUCAGCUACAAUCGGGCGGAAGGCGGGGUACACCCUGGACAAGUCGCCACCUCAUCGCAGGGCCAACACAGAUAGACAGACAACAUUCACACUCACAUCCACACACUAGGGCCAAUUUAGUGUUGCCAAUCAACCUAUCCCCAGGUGCAUGUCUUUGGAGGUGGGAGGAAGCCGGAGUACCCGGAGGGAACCCACGCAGUCACGGGGAGAACAUGCAAACUCCACACAGAAAGAUCCCGAGCCCGGGAUUGAACCCAAGACUACUCAGGAACUUCGUAUUGUGAGGCAGAUGCACUAACCCCUCUGCCACCGUGAAGCCCGUGUGGCCUAAGCAUUGGGAUGAUAAUUCAUGCAUCCAUACUCUAUACCAGUGGUUCUUACAUUUUUAAACAAGUACACCUCAGAAAAAAACUUAGCUCUCCAAGUACCACCGUAAUGACCAACAUUAAAAUAUCAGUAGAGUACCGUAUUUUUCGGAGUACAAGUCGCACCGGAGUAUAAGUCGCACCUGCCGAAAAUGCAUGAUAAAGAAGGGAAAAAAACAUAUAUAAGUCGCAUUUUUUGGGGAAAUUUAUUUGAUAAAACCCAACACCAAGAAUAUACAUUUGAAAGGCAAUUUCAAAUAAAUAAAGAAUAGUGAACAGGCUGAAUAAGUGUACGUUAUAUGAGGCAUAAAUAACCAACUGAGAACGUGCCUGGUAUGUUAACGUAACAUAUUAUGGUAAGAGUCAUUCAAAUAACUAUAACAUAUAGAACCGAAACCAAGAGCUACUUCUUGGGUACUGAUUAAUGCGAAGGGCUACCAGUUUGAUACACACUUAAAUAAAUAGCCAGAAAUAGCCAAUUUGCUCAAUUUACCUUUAACUCUAUGUUGUUAUUAUUAAUAAUUAAUGAUAUUUAUCUUUGUGGAAACACUGAUCAUCUUAAUGAUUUCUCCCAAGAAAUAUAUAUAGAAACAGAUAAAUAUCAAUAUGCAACACUUUAUUUUUAUAUUUUCUCUAAGUGCACAUUUUUUCAAAUUGAACAUUUUCAAAUGAUCACUUCUAAGACAGUCUUGUGAAAUCACAAUAUCCCAUUUUAACUAGCUAGCCACUAACAUUUUUUUUUAACAAAUCAUGAAUUACUUUGCACCAUGUUUAUACAAAUAACUCAUGUAAAAUACAAAAGUCAACUCUCAAAUUUUUUAAAUAAAUCAUGUCACACUUUGAACUGGACACCAAAUAUGUUACACUGGGGCAAAAAAGUAUUUAGUCAAGUUCUCCCACUUAAAAUGAUGACAGAGGUCUGUAAUUUUCAUCAUAGGUACACUUCAACUGUGAGAGACAGAAUGUGAAAAAAAAUCCAGGAAUUCACAUUGUAGGAAUUUUAAAGAAUGUAUUUGUAAAUUAUGGUGGAAAAUAAGUAUUUGGUCACUUCAAACAAGGAAGAUCUCUGGCUCUCACAGACCUGUAACUUCUUCUUUAAGAAGCUCUUCUGUCCUCCACUCGUUACCUGUAUUAAUGGCACCUGUUUGAACUUGUUAUCUGUAUAAAAGACACCUGUCCACAGCCUCAAACAGUCAGACUCCAAACUCCACUAUGGCCAAGACCAAAGAGCUGUCGAAGGACACCAUGAAAAGAAUUGUAGACCUGCACCAGACUGUGAAGAGUGAAUCUACAAUAGGCAAGCAGCUUGGUGUGAAAAAAUCAACUGUGGGAGCAAUCGUCAGAAAAUGGAAGACAUACAAGACCACUGAUAAUCUCCCUCGAUCUGGGGCUCCACGCAAAAUCUCAUCCCGUGGGGUCAAAAUGAUCAUGAGAACGGUGAGCAAAAAUCCCAGAACCACACGGGGGUACCUGGUGAAUGACCUGCAGAGAGCUGGGACCAAAGUAACAAAGGUUACCAUCAGUAACACACUACGCCGACAGGGAAUCAAAUCCUGCAGUGCCAGACGUGUCCCCCUGCUUAAGCCAGUGCAUGUCCAGGCCCGUCUGAAGUUUGCCAGAGAGCACAUGGAUGAUACAGCAGAGGAUUGGGAGAAUGUCAUGUGGUCAGAUGAAACCAAAAUAGAACUUUUUGGUAUAAACUCAACUCGUCGUGUUUGGAGGAAGAAGAAUACUGAGUUGCAUCCCAAGAACACCAUACCUACUGUGAAGCAUGGGGGUGGAAACAUCAUGUUUUGGGGCUGUUUUUCUGCUAAGGGGGCAGGCCGACUGAUCCGUGUUAAGGAAAGAAUGAAUGGGGCCAUGUAUCGUGAGAUUUUGAGCCAAAACCUCCUUCCAUCA
Messenger RNA from Nerophis lumbriciformis (worm pipefish), 3472 nucleotides. RefSeq lists its product as uncharacterized. Gene Ontology annotation, biological process: regulation of transcription by RNA polymerase II. NCBI's taxonomy places the organism in Eukaryota, Metazoa, Chordata, Actinopteri, Syngnathiformes, Syngnathidae. The record is from RefSeq and is a predicted model, not a curated record. Gene Ontology annotation, molecular function: DNA-binding transcription factor activity, RNA polymerase II-specific; RNA polymerase II cis-regulatory region sequence-specific DNA binding.